Molecule: messenger RNA, 1170 nt
Organism: Mycetomoellerius zeteki
Lineage: Eukaryota; Metazoa; Arthropoda; Insecta; Hymenoptera; Formicidae
Gene: Ugalt
Product: UDP-galactose transporter
Exons: 5
Coding region: 88-1089 (333 amino acids)
Biological process (GO): pyrimidine nucleotide-sugar transmembrane transport
Cellular component (GO): Golgi membrane
Molecular function (GO): pyrimidine nucleotide-sugar transmembrane transporter activity
Source: RefSeq, a predicted model, not a curated record
UGUACAAAAAUUCCGGGAAAGGAAAAAUGUAGUUCGUGAAAAAAUAUUUCUAAGUUGUUUUAAAAAAGUUCAAAAGACGUUACCAACAUGAACAAGACUUCGCAAAGAACUGGGCAAACAUUGAAGUUUGUGAGUUUAGUUACUCUCACAGUUCAAAAUGCUAUGGUUGGCCUUAGCAUGCGAUAUUCACGUACCAGAGCAGGAGACAUGUUUCUUUCUUCCACUGCUGUUGUGAUGGCUGAAGUAGUCAAAUUGAUUACCUGCCUUAUACUAGUAUAUGUCGAAGAAGGAAACUUUGAGAAAUUUUACAAAACAUUACAUAUGACAAUCGUGAAGCAACCUAUCGACACUUUGAAAGUUUGUGUGCCAUCCCUUCUCUACAUUAUUCAAAACAAUUUACUUUAUGUUUCUGCAUCCAAUUUAGAUGCAGCUACAUAUCAGGUUACGUAUCAGUUGAAAAUUUUGACGACAGCCUUCUUCGCAGUGACGAUAUUACGUAGAUCUUUACACACUACCCAGUGGGGUGCUCUUGUACUCUUGGUUAUUGGAGUGGUUCUAGUACAAUUGGCACAAACUGUAAAAACACAGUUACCUUCGGGUAUUGAACAAAACCAUUGGUUGGGUUUUUCUGCCGCUUUAAGCGCGUGUUUUCUCUCCGGCUUUGCAGGAAUUUAUUUCGAGAAGAUUCUCAAGGGCUCCGACAUUUCUGUGUGGAUGCGAAACGUGCAAUUGAGUGUGUUAUCUAUACCGUUCGGCCUAAGCACAUGUUUUCUACAAGACAGUAGUAUCAUACGCAAGCAGGGCUUCUUUUUCGGUUAUGAUUUGUUUAUUUGCUACCUAGUGGUCCUGCAAGCAGGUGGUGGACUGAUUGUAGCUAUGGUAGUCAAAUACGCCGAUAACAUAUUGAAAGGAUUUGCUACAUCUUUAGCUAUCAUAAUUUCUUGUAUAGCUUCUGUUUAUCUAUUUGACUUUCACUUGUCGUUCCAGUUUACUCUGGGUGCACUCCUUGUCAUCUGUUCGAUUUUCCUUUAUAGCCAUCAACCGAAAACUGCAUCCCUCGAUAAACAUACAUCUGCUGAGAAAGUCUGAUAAUGGCGAAAACAUAAGAGUAUUUUUAACGAGGUAAUACUUUAUUUAAUAAGUCUUAAAUUCUUAUUAACAGUUAAUAUU